This is a messenger RNA of Caenorhabditis angaria, 1446 nucleotides long. The record is from the annotation of a GenBank genome assembly. NCBI's taxonomy places the organism in Eukaryota, Metazoa, Nematoda, Chromadorea, Rhabditida, Rhabditidae.
AUGUAUGGAUAUGAAGAGGAAUCGAGAAAAAAAAAUCAAUUUCGCCAAGAAUCUGGAAUUUUACCGAAUCGAGAUUAUUUAUGCGUGAUUGCAAAUAUUACUUGAUGGCUUGCCAUACAAUGAUUUGCUAUACAACAAGUCUCUGGCAUUUCGGUUCAGUACAACUUUUGUGUGAAUGUGAUUCAACAAGCAGCUGUCUGCCAAGAAAGUGUUGUAUUCUAUGAGAAAAUUCGCCUGAAUGUCAGAUCAGUGGAGAGCCAACGGAAAAUGAAUUGGAAGCAGAAGCUUUUGGUUCGUUAUUUUCAUUGUGAAUUUCCAAAUGUUCAAUUCAAUUAUUGUUAUUUUAUAGAUCGAAAGAAGACGGAAAAUACGAAAACGGUUGCAGCAAUGUUGUAUUCUUCAAAUGUUCUGCCCAUCAAAUUUAGUUGACCUCGCUGAAUACAAUCAAUGUUUGAAAUCAUGCGACGAUGUCACACCAAAACAGGAACAUCCGCAGAUGAAGUUUAUGAGGAACCAACAAUGUACCAGCUGAAGAACACUUUGAUUGCUCAAAUUUGGAAGAUAGAAACUACGUUUUGAAGAAGUUGUCGCUGAGGUGGAGGAGCCAAUUGAUAUUCAUGCACCAGUUUCAUCAUCAUCUUCUGAACAAUCAGUUGCUACUUCAACUCUUGCUGAUAAUAAUGAUGUUACAGUUGCAGUUGCAACUUCAACAGUUCAACCAAUUUCAAAAGUCACAUCUGGAUAUUUGGUCGUGAGUUUUUAUUUUUUAUUCGGGCUGGCAAGACGUGUUUGUCUCUGCUAGCAACAUUUUUCACAAUUAGAAAUGCCAAUUAAAAAAAAAAACGUAUAAAGUACAAUACAAUUUGUUUUACACGUUCUUUAUUGUUGGAAUUUCAAAAAUUGUCAUACUUCUGAAUCUGAUAAUUAUGGUAUUUUCAGCAUCAAUCGAUUCGGUUUUCGCUGCUUCAUUCCACCGCCCGUUCAUUUGUUUUUGAAGUUUAUUCUGACACGAGACGUAUCAAUCAAGAAAAAAUCGAGUAUGGAAACAGCCGAGUUUCUCAAGGAGAUGAUGAUAUGUUCAAAUGUGCUCGUCGAUUUGGCUUCCAUCAACGAUGUUUUGCCGAAAUCUGCAAUUCAACUCGAAGUCGAAGGAUCUGGUUGUGAAAAUGGCGAAGAGCCACAAUUUGUGGAAGACGAAGGAGCAGAGGAGUCAUCCGAGUCAUCUCCAGUCAGUACACCAACAAAGAACCAAAACUGUUUUGGGACAAUGUUUCGAUGUGUUUAUCAAUUGUAGUCGGAUCAACAGAGUGAGUUAAUAAAAACAAAUACUUUCAAAUAGUUUUAUAUUAUUUUCAGAUUGCUGCUUGUAUGAUUGAUGAGCAAUUCGACAGCACAAUUAACUCUUUCUCUUCGAUUUGUGGAAAUUCUUCAACUUCUGCCGAUUGA